UCUUAGACCUCUAUCUUCUUUCGGUUGGUUUACAACUUUAGUUCUAAAAUCCCUUGGAUUCCUUCUGUCUACUAAUCGCCUCUUUCAUUCUUAAUAUUUCCCUCCCAUUUCCUGGUUUUGAGUUCACUUUUCUUUCUUUACAAUUGAAUUAAAAAAGACCGAUAAUGCCGGCUGCAGGAGGAAUUGGCCCCGGUAAUGGGAAGGAGUACCCGGGAAACCUUACCCCAUUCGUCACUGUAACAUGUAUUGUUGCUUCCAUGGGGGGUCUGAUUUUCGGUUAUGAUAUUGGGAUUUCUGGUGGGGUGACGACUAUGGCGCCAUUCCUGCAAAAGUUCUUCCCAAAAGUGUGGGAGAAGAAGGAAGCUGAUAAGUCGACGAAUCAGUAUUGUCAAUACGAUAGCCAAACCCUGACGAUGUUCACAUCAUCGCUGUAUUUGGCCGCUCUGUUGGCUUCCGUGGUAGCCUCCACCGUCACUCGUAAACUCGGAAGGAAAUUGUCCAUGCUUUUCGGUGGUUUACUCUUCUUUGUCGGAGCUCUUAUCAAUGGCUUUGCCAAAGCUGUUUGGAUGUUGAUUGUUGGUAGAUUGUUGCUAGGUUUCGGUGUCGGAUUUGCUAAUCAGUCUGUGCCACUUUACCUCUCAGAAAUGGCACCCUACAAAUAUAGAGGAGCAUUAAACAUUGGCUUUCAAUUAUCAAUUACAGUUGGUAUCCUUGUUGCCAAUGUGUUGAAUUAUUUCUUCGCUAAGAUCAAAGGUGGCUGGGGCUGGCGCCUUAGCUUGGGUGGUGCAAUGGUCCCUGCCCUUAUCAUCACAAUUGGAUCCCUCGUCCUCCCGGACACACCAAACUCCAUGAUCGAACGUGGCCAAACCGAGGAAGCCAAGACCAAACUCAAGAAAAUUCGAGGUAUCGAUGAUGUUGAGGAGGAGUUUAAGGACCUCGUAGCUGCUAGUGAUGCAUCGAAGCUUGUGGAUCAUCCUUGGACUAACUUGUUGCAGAGGAAAUACAGGCCUCAUUUAACCAUGGCCGUCUUGAUUCCUUUCUUCCAACAACUAACAGGCAUUAAUGUCAUUAUGUUUUAUGCUCCCGUGUUAUUCAAUACAAUCGGUUUCGGAGACGAUGCUUCCCUCAUGUCUGCAGUGAUCACUGGUAUUGUUAACGUUGUUGCAACAUUAGUUUCGAUCUAUGGUGUCGAUAAGUGGGGAAGGAGGUUCCUUUUCCUUGAGGGUGGAGUUCAAAUGUUGAUCUGUCAGGCUGUUGUGGCAGCUUCCAUCGGUGCUAAGUUCGGUACUAGUGGGAAUCCUGGUGAGUUGCCUAAGUGGUAUGCCAUUGUUGUGGUGCUUUUCAUCUGCGUUUACGUAGCCGGAUUCGCGUGGUCUUGGGGACCCUUGGGAUGGUUGGUGCCUAGUGAAAUUUUUCCAUUGGAAAUCCGAUCGGCUGCGCAGAGUGUCAAUGUGUCGGUCAACAUGCUCUUCACAUUCGCGGUGGCUCAAGUGUUCUUAAUCAUGCUUUGCCACCUGAAAUUCGGGCUGUUCCUUUUCUUUGCCUUCUUUGUGGUGUUGAUGUCCAUCUUUGUGUACUACUUCUUGCCGGAGACAAAGGGUAUUCCAAUAGAAGAGAUGAACCAAGUCUGGAAAUCUCACUGGUAUUGGUCUCGAUUCGUCGAAGAUCACGACCACCCCAAUGGAGGCAUGGAGAUGAGCAAGGGAGGCCUUGGUCCCAAGAAUGUGUAACUCGGCUCAACCAAACCAUGGAUUGAUUAUUUACCUUCUUUAAAUAGUA
Molecule: messenger RNA, 1779 nt
Organism: Hibiscus syriacus
Lineage: Eukaryota; Viridiplantae; Streptophyta; Magnoliopsida; Malvales; Malvaceae
Product: sugar carrier protein C-like
Exons: 4
Coding region: 165-1730 (521 amino acids)
Biological process (GO): monosaccharide transmembrane transport
Cellular component (GO): membrane
Molecular function (GO): monosaccharide transmembrane transporter activity
Source: RefSeq, a predicted model, not a curated record